Parnassius mnemosyne (clouded apollo) is the source of this 567-nucleotide messenger RNA. The record is from the annotation of a GenBank genome assembly. NCBI's taxonomy places the organism in Eukaryota, Metazoa, Arthropoda, Insecta, Lepidoptera, Papilionidae.
AUGGAAGAGCUGACUAAACGACGUCCAAGGAUUACAAUUGUUGGUGUUCCUGUAGUCCUCACUGAUAAAGAAGUGUUCGAGUGCAUCUUCGAGCAAAAUAUUGCUGAUAAAUUUCACAAUGCCAUGCGUGAUUCCUUCCUGGAAAAAGUCAAACUGAGCCAUAAAUCAGAUGAAAAGAAUAUUGAAAUGCUUAGAUUGUUUAUGGACGGUUCUUGCGGAGAUUGGUACAGUUCAAUGAUUAUAAAACUAACAAUGAACUCUGAAUGGUUGACAUGGAAGAACAAAUUCUGUGAAACAUUUGAAAACAAAGGAUGGAACCCAGUCACUUAUGCACUAUUAUUUAAAUAUAAAGAUGGUUCAUUGUUGGAUUAUGCUAUGAAAAAAGGAAAACAUUUAUUGGGUAUAGGGAGAUCAACUGACACAGGAAAAGAAAAUUUGGAAGCAGACUGUCUAAGCAGAAAUCCAGUAUUAGAAUCGAAUGAGAACACUGAUGAACGAUUAAAAAUUGUGAACUUAAUUAAACUGGAAGAUAUUUUUACAGAUCAAAAUAAAAAUAAAGAAAUAUAA